Penicillium diatomitis is the source of this 1848-nucleotide messenger RNA. RefSeq lists its product as uncharacterized. Bases 1 to 1848 code for a protein of 615 amino acids. Lineage: Eukaryota; Fungi; Ascomycota; Eurotiomycetes; Eurotiales; Aspergillaceae. The record is from RefSeq and is a predicted model, not a curated record. The transcript has 3 exons.
AUGUCUUCCUCAGUUAGAAGAAAUCCUCCUCGACACCUCCAAUCCCUUCUCCGAGCAAAAUCUCACGCACUCAAUUUCAUACCUGCUACCUCAGGUCCUACGCCUUUUGAUGGGCCAUUCCAGAUUGACGAGGCCGGUUUUCUUCAAUCUCCUCAUAGAGCCGGCGGGCCUGUCCUUUGCUCCCUUCCCGCGGAAAAUGUGCCGGUGGUUUCACGACUUGUCAACGUAACCAAUUUUCCGGCUAAUCGGCGUGGCAUAAGCGACAUUGUCGUGACAAUUCUCCAAAGCAAACACGUCAAUUUUGAUUCUGUCGCAGUAGAGGGUCGACGCUCUCUUCUGAAUCCGGAACCAGAAGCUAUCCGGACAUGCGUCAUCAGGACAACAAAGCUUCCCAUGAAUGCCGCGGCCUUGGCGAAGGAAAUUUACGCCGACUUGAGACGCAGUCACUACAAUGUGAAUGUCGAGAUCAUUGACAUCAUCGCUCGGCUACCAAUCCGAAGCUUCCCGGUACUAUCGUCUGAUAAGAUCCGGGAAGAUUGGGAACGUAUUGCGUGUGAGAUCAUUGAGAUUCUACACAGUAAUGAGUGGAUCGGCAUUGGAUGUUCAAGAUAUGGCGUGGAAGAGACAGCGGAGGAAAACUCGGUCACGGUGGUGAUACGCAUUCAAAAGGAUUCAACACAGGACUGGACCAGUGCUGCAAGGAGUAUCAGCAGCCUUCUGACGUCCUGUAAUAUUCGCGACACCAAUACUCUUUUCGAGAAAAAUGAGCGUUUCUUGGGUGCGGGCUCGCCCAUCUUGCCAUCCCAGGUCAUCCCCCGUACAGUUCGCCCAGGCGUCAGCAUCGGAAUUCACGGGAGUACGGCCGGUAGCUCGACGUUAGGGGGCCUAGUCGAUCUUCGUUGGCCUGGAAAAGACUGGGAAACGUUUGGUAUCACUGCGUUCCACGGUGUUUGGCCGCCACCGGCACACCGUGAAGGUCUUCGUCGUCGUUCUGGGGCUGAUGCAGACUUACAAUACUGGAAAACAAACCCCGUACGUCCAGAGGAUGCAACCAGAGUCAGCGGACUGUUAGAGAUCGAUCACCCUUCUCUGGGAGAUCUCAAAGGGGAAAUUCUCCAUAAAACGGAACAUAUCCAAGCCAUCGAGUUCCACGACAGGGUUUCCCGUAUCCAGCAGAAGAUGAUGAGAUGCGAGCUAGAUCCAGAUAGCGAUGUCGUGACGCCAGGCGAACAAGCUUGGUACAGCCGCCAAAUGGAGAUCAUUUCAGCCCUGGCAGAGCAGCGUGACAAAACGCAUACGUUCAUCCGCGACAAGUCAUACUACCUAGGUCCCGUGUUUGCCGGCAGUGGACUCUGGCGGACCAUUGCUCGAAGACAUGACCAGGGUAUUGCUGAUUGGGCUCUCAUUGGAAUCCCCAGAGAAAGACGUGGUGCAAAUGAACCUCAUCGUGAUAGCAACAUGAUAGUGAGCCCGAAGUUUCAGUUUACCGCACAGCCACAAGAUUCCCAGAAGUAUGCAAAGGUCGGUCGCUCGUCUGGAUUCACCGUGGGGAAGUACAACGGUCUUCGAGAUGUUCAACUCCACAUAGUCCUUGAUGACCAGGGGAAGGAGAUUGGAAAGAUCACGAGGGAGCAUGUAAUAUGCUCUGGUGAGAAAUUCGUGUUCGCAGAGCCCGGAGACUCGGGGUCUCUGGUCUACGAUCCCUUCACAGAGGAUGUUGUUGGUCUUUUUUGGGGAGCAUACAGGGCCGGGACUGAAGCUUUCUUCACCCCCAUAGAGGAAGUGUUCGAAGAUAUCAAGAAUGUGACGGGGGCGUGUGAGGUGCGACUAACACCAGUGGCCAGCUAG